AUGGAGGCACCGGCUUCCUCAGCAGAAUUUAUUGCUGCUGCGCCCUCGCAGACAACUAUCAACAAUGCGCCUCUCGCAGCAACCGCCAUCAACAACAUCCUCCAGGGAGCUUCCGUAUGGUCGGUUGCUUUGACUUUGUUUGCUGCCUGUCUCAUCUAUGAUCAAGUGAUGUACAUCUGGCGCAAGGGAAAUAUUGCUGGUUCUAUGUUCAAGAUACCAUUCAUGGGUCCUUUCUUGGAAUCUGUUUAUCCGAAAUUUGAGGCGUAUCAUGCCAAGUGGUACUCUGGGCCUCUUAGCUGUGUGUCGGUUUUCCACAAAUUCGUCGUUCUCGCAUCUACCCGAGACCUUGCCCGAAAGUGCCUCAACUCGCCUAGCUUCGCUCGCCCGUGCGUCGUUGAUAUCGCCAUCAAGCUUCUCCGUCCCACCAACUUUGUCUUCCUCGAUGGAAAACGCCAUGCUGAUUUCCGAAAGGGUCUCAAUGGCCUUUUCACCCGUCGUGCUAUGGAGUCUUAUCUCCCGGGUCAAGAAGCCAUCUAUGAUAGAUACUUCAAGCGAUGGGUCGAGCUCAGCCAAACUGGCAAGCCACAGCCGUUCAUGCCCGAAUUCCGUGAUAUCAAUGUCGCCCUUUCCUGCAUGACUUUCUGCGGAAACUACAUUUCCGCUCAACAAGUCGCUAUCAUCACUGAAAACUACGUUAAUAUUACCGCUGCCUUGGAUCUUGUCAACUUCCCCAUUAUCAUCCCGUUCACUCGUACCUGGUAUGGCAAGAAGUCGGCUGAUUUCGUCCUUGCUACCUUCGAAGACUGUGCCCAGCAAGCCAAGGAUUUCAUGGCGGUGAAGGGGGCCGUCCCAAUGUGUAUCCUCGACCACUGGGUUAAAUCUAUGAUGGACGCUAGGGAAUGGGAACGUCGUGUUGAGGCCGGUGAAGUUGAAAUGAAGUCCCCAGGUGCCCCAUCUAUCAUCCGUGAUUUCACCAACAAGGAAAUCAGCGAGGCCAUGUUUGCUUUCUUGUUCGCUUCCCAGGAUGCCACUUCUAGCGCCACCACUUGGAUGUUCCAGCUUCUCGCCGAUCGCCCCGAGGUUUUGGCCAAGGUCAGGGAAGAGCAGAUGAGAGUUCGUGAAGGUGACAUUUUCAAGCCAACUACCAUGGAUCUUUUGGACAAUAUGCCAUACACCAGGGCCAUGGUUAAGGAGACUUUGAGAUACCGACCUCCAGUUUUGAUGGUUCCUUAUGAGGUUAAGAAGGAUUUCCCGGUCACUGAUACCUACACUGUUCCAAAAGGCUCUAUGGUUGUCCCAACUUUGUACCCCGCUCUUCACGACCCUGAAGUUUACCCAGAACCUGGUACCUGGAAGCCGGAACGCUGGAUCGAUGGCGAUGCUGAGAAGCAGACCAAGAACUGGCUCGUUUUCGGAACUGGUCCUCACUACUGCCUUGGUCAACACUACGCUAUCUGCAACUUGAUGUUUAUGGCUGCCAAGGCCGCUCUUCAUCUCAACUGGGAUCAUUACCCAACAGCAGACUCGGAAAAGAUCAAGAUCUUUGCUACUAUCUUCCCUGAGGAUGACUGCCAUUUGGUCUUCACACCCCGAUCCGAGCUUUACGCUUAA
Orbilia oligospora ATCC 24927 is the source of this 1611-nucleotide messenger RNA. RefSeq lists its product as uncharacterized. The transcript is spliced from 5 exons. Gene Ontology annotation, biological process: sterol metabolic process. Lineage: Eukaryota; Fungi; Ascomycota; Orbiliomycetes; Orbiliales; Orbiliaceae. The record is from RefSeq and is a predicted model, not a curated record. Gene Ontology annotation, molecular function: iron ion binding; heme binding; monooxygenase activity. The coding region runs from base 1 to 1611 and encodes 536 amino acids.